Messenger RNA from Ostreobium quekettii, 1443 nucleotides. The record is from the annotation of a GenBank genome assembly. Lineage: Eukaryota; Viridiplantae; Chlorophyta; Ulvophyceae; Bryopsidales; Ostreobiaceae.
AUGUCACUGUCCGAUGAGCUGGAAGCGAAGAAGUACCAUUGGGCGCUGUUGAUCGCGGGGUCCCAAGGCUGGUGGAAUUACCGCCAUCAGGCCGAUGUGUGCCAUGCCUACCAGGUUCUGAAGGCCAACGGCUUGGCAGACGACCAUAUCAUUGUCAUGGUGUACGAUGACAUCGCCGGCGAUCCCAACAAUCCGUACCCAGGAAAAAUAUAUAACAAGCCAGGCGGCAACGACGUCUACCCGGGCUGCGCGAAAGACUACACCGGUGACGACAUCACCCCCGCUACCGUCCUGGCCGUCCUGUCCGGCAACGCGGAGGCCGUGGCGGGCGUCGGCAGCGGCCGGGUCGUGAACUCAACGUCCUGCGACCGCAUCUUCGUCUACUACUCCGACCACGGCGCGGACGGCAUCCUGGGCAUGCCCACCGACGACUUCAUCUACGCGGACGCCCUCAACGCCACGCUGAACACCAUGGCGCAGGCCAACGCCUUCAAGGAGCUGGUGAUGUACAUCGAGGCCUGCGAAUCGGCAUCCAUGUUCCAGGGCAUACUGAACCCGGAUAUGGGCGUGUACGUCAUGACGGCCUCCAACUCCGUGGAGAGUUCUUGGGCGACUUACUGCCCGGAUCCUGAGGCCCUUGCGGCCGUGACGGCGGCAGGCCAGAUGCCGGGGGCCGAGCCCACCGCCCUGGGCACCUGCAUGGGCGACCUGUUUAGCGUGGCGUGGAUCGAGGACACGGAGGACGAGAGCAUAUCCGACGAGACGCUGGGGAGCCAGUACAGGGCCGUGCGGGCCCGCACCUCCAACAACGGCACCUUCACCUUUGGCAGCCACGUGAUGCGGUUCGGGGAGCAGAAGCUGGAUGAGUACCCCGUGGGCGACUUCAUGGGGCCCUACGCGCUGCCGCCUAAGGUCGAGGCUGAGGGCGCUGAGGUGGCGCAUCGGUCGGAAGCGGGGGGUGAUGGGUGGAUCCAUGCGCCGCAGAGGGACGGCCUGCUGGUGCAUCUGAUGCACCGCGUGGCCAAGGCGGAGGCCAACGGAGAGAACGGAGGAAGGGAGCUGGACGAUCUGCGAUCGGCGCUCGAGGCCCGCCACAGGGUGGACAGGUCCGUGGAGGCCACGGUGAGGUUUCUGGUCGCUACCGGGGCCGUCGGUGAGGGGGCCGAUCCCACCGGCGAGGCGCUGGUGUCGAUGAUAGUGAAUGACAGGAUUGGGGACCCUGCGGGCGCACUCUUGGAGGACUGGGACUGCCUGAGGGCGCUGGUGGCCGCCUGGCGGGAGCGAUGCGGGCGGCUGGACGACUAUGGCAUGAAGCACACGCGCGCCUUCGCCAACCUGUGCAACGCCGGCGUGGGGAUCGAGGAGUUCCGGGCGGCCGCCGGGCAGUCGGAUUGCCAGGCAGCCGCACAGCCGAUGCCCGCGGACGUCAUUCUGACGACUUAG